AUGGUUAAUUCAAUUGUUCCAAAGAUAAAUGUUGCCAGGAUAUUUUCUGUAUUAGCAGAAGAAACAACUGAUACUUCAUGUACUGAAAUUUCAUAAUGUGUUUGGUAUAUAAAAAGUAAUAGUAUAAAAUUACGUAAAGAUUUUUUUAAAUUUAUCCCUGUAACUAGUUUAACGGGAGAAAGCCUCGCUCAAACUUUAUUAGACAAUCUAAUAAAUCUUGGUAUAGAUUGUUCUUUUAUGGUUGGCCAGGGAUAUGACGAGGCUGCGGCUAUGAGUGGUAAUUUUAAUAACAUACAAGCACAUGUGGCUAUUUAUAUCCACUGUGCCUCUAAUAGUCUUAACUUGGCUAUUUCUGACGCUUGUGAACUUCAAAGUAUUCGGAAUUGCAUUGGUGUACUUGGAACUGUAUACAAUUUUUUAAUACUCCUAAACGACAAGAAGUUCUUUUGAGUGCAAUCCCAAGAAAAACAAAUACAAAAGCCACUAGACUUAAAAAUGUAUGUCCCACAAGAUAGGUUCAGCGACAUGAAUCAGUUUUAAUAUUCUUAGAAAUUCAAAAUGCUGUUACAAUUUCUCUUGAAACCAUUUCUUUGUGAAUAGAUAAAACUACUUGUUCUACAGCAUUACAACUAUUAUCCGCAAUCCAAAAUAUUGAAUUCCAGAUAUUCCUCCGUACUACCACCAAGAUUUUUGGUAUAACUUCUCCCUUGAGUCGUUUACUACAAAUAGAAAAUCUUGAUUUAUCAAAUGCGAUAACUAUUACAACAAACAUUGAAGAAAUUUUACUAAAAAUACGUAAUUUUAGUGAAAAAGAAUUUAAUUAUAUUUUCAAAGCGGUUAAAAAAACAUGUUCUUCAUUGAUUGGGAUUUUGAUCUUAAAAUACCACGAAAAGUUGGUGAACAAGUAAGUACAUAGUAGUAAUAUUGAAACAGAUUCACCUGAAUUAUAUUUUCGUGUUUCAUUAUUCAUUCCAUUUUUAGAUUUUUUCAUUACCCAAAUUCAAAGAGGUUUGUUAGAUCACAAACAAAUUUUGACAAGUUGUCAAUGUCUUUUGCCAUUAAAAAGAAUUAG
Molecule: messenger RNA, 1072 nt
Organism: Cinara cedri
Lineage: Eukaryota; Metazoa; Arthropoda; Insecta; Hemiptera; Aphididae
Source: the annotation of a GenBank genome assembly